Molecule: messenger RNA, 990 nt
Organism: Lolium rigidum
Lineage: Eukaryota; Viridiplantae; Streptophyta; Magnoliopsida; Poales; Poaceae
Product: putative B3 domain-containing protein Os06g0632500
Exons: 5
Coding region: 1-990 (329 amino acids)
Molecular function (GO): DNA binding
Source: RefSeq, a predicted model, not a curated record
AUGGCGCACUCCGCCCAGCGCCCACGGCACAAGUAUGCGGCGGUGUCGCUGUCGCCGAGCUGCCUCCACAGGCUGCACCUUCCGGCGGAGUUCGCGGCGCGGCUCGAGCCCGGCGCCGGGGAGGAGGAGCGGGAGGUGACCGUGAUGGGCCCGCUCGGCAAGGUCUGGCGCGUGGAGCUGCGCUGGCAGGACAGCGUGUGCUGGCUGGGCAGCGGCUGGCCGGAGCUCGCCGCCGCGCUCGGCAUCGGCACGGGGUGGUCCGUCGUGCUGCGGCGCGAGCGGCGCGGGGUGGCCACCCUCAGCGCGUUCGACCCGGGCUGUUGCCUCGCGCGCCUCUGCACCCCACACGCAGGUUCAUCACAAGGCGUGGCAUGCAAGAACAGGCCACGAUUCAUCAAGGUGAUCCAACCGGAUGACCUCGAGAAGAUGAGGAUACCUGAUAAGUUUGUGCAGCAGCACUUGACCGAAGCUGGAGCUUGCCUGAGCAGCCAGAACGCCAUGAUCGUCUGCCCUCUCGGCAAGUUCUGGCGAGUCAAGCUAGACCAUGGUCAGUCAGAUGUGCUGUGCGGAGAUGAAUGGCCCCAGUUCGUGAUGGCGCAUGAUCUGUCCGAAGGGAACAUCCUGCUGUUCAGGUAUGAAGGCACCAACAUGGUGUUUUCAGUCGAGGUGUUCCUGCGGAAUGGGUGUCUCAAGGAGUACCACACAACACUUGCUCUGUGUACAACUGAUGGUGCAAGGGGGCCAAGCGAUACAUCCCCACAAAGGCCAACAACUCCAUCUCUCAGUAUGAAAAGGAAGAACGACAGACAGGUGGUUUAUGCAAUUUCUGCACCAACCCAGUUAAAGAGCAAACCUGCUGUCAUUUCGCCAAGGCACUCGUUCACGAAGAAGAUCACCAGCUUUGCUCUUCAUAAACACUUUGUGAGCACUGCAUUUGUUCUCUUUAUACUUUGGUUUGUUGCAUAUAUAGAAUUGGACACAGCUAAUUGA